Molecule: messenger RNA, 2139 nt
Organism: Bipolaris victoriae FI3
Lineage: Eukaryota; Fungi; Ascomycota; Dothideomycetes; Pleosporales; Pleosporaceae
Exons: 7
Coding region: 1-2139 (712 amino acids)
Biological process (GO): protein phosphorylation
Molecular function (GO): ATP binding; zinc ion binding; protein kinase activity
Source: RefSeq, a predicted model, not a curated record
AUGGCACCGCCAAAGCCAGCCCCUGCCAGCUCGGCCGUCCCAUCGUCGACACCAAAUACACCGCACUUACCUCUUCGUUGCGGAACAUGUAAAAGUCCCUUGGCUGAUCCAGACAAGAAGAGAAAAGUAUCCCGUCAGCAACGGCGGGAUGGGGCUCAUAAGAGAAAAGCGAGUGAUACGGCACUUGAUGUACCGAAUCAAAAGCCCCGCAUAAGCAAGCCGAAUAAGACAGAGAAUCAUCAUCAGACUACUCCUCCCAGAGCUCACAGGUGUGGAUCUCAGAUUGAGAAAACGACGGGAUGUGACCACAUGACUUGCAAGUGCGGGUUCGAAUUCUGCUACGUUUGCCGCGCACCAUAUGCGGGUCCGCGAGGUAUCCGCAUGAUCAUGGCGAGAAAAAACAAAAACAAUCCGCGUGUUCCUCCCUGGGUGACACCCAAGCCAUAUUUUAAACACGCCGCACGAGCCUUCAAAGACGCACAUAGACCACAUUGGACUCCCAAGACAAUAUGGGAUGGCGACCAACUCACGCGCGAUUACUAUUCGGCACGCAAAGGUAAAGAUAAACUGUAUGGUUUGCCUCCAGGCCGCGACAUAAUACCAGGAAACCCCUACAACGUGCAGGACGCUACUCAUGCAAGAGCCCAUAAGACUUUACCACUACGACGUGAUGCACGAGGAAAUCCGAUCCCUCCUGCGCCAGCUGCACCUCCAUUACCUCUACCUCAACCACGACCACGGAACAACUACCCCUACGACUUUUGGCCUCAAGAACCUUGGCAUCCUGAUCCAAUUGAUGAAGCACGAGACAUGACAAUGAAGUUCGUCUCGCAAAACACAAAUAUCUUUCUAGAGACUAAGCCUUGCCAGUGGCCGGUAAGAGAUGAAACAGAUAUGCGUGGAGCGAAGUGGUUGGGACAUGGAUCAUAUGGCUGCGCGGGAUUAUGGUGCCAAGUAGAUCCAGCAAAUGUAAUUCAAAGAAGAUUCGUCAUCAAAGAAGCACGAAUGCAUAAAGGCGAUUGGCGAGAUCCCCUUAACUGGCGCGACCAAAUCCCACGAGAAAUCCGAAUCCACCAACUCGUCGACAACAACCGCGCCAACGAUGUUUAUGGCCAUGGUACAAUCAUUGAACACUACGGGUACCGACUGAUGAUGCGCCAGCGCAGAUACCGCAUUUACCUCGCCUACUACGAAGGCGGAAAUCUCUAUUCGGCACUACGUGAUAGAAUGCCCGAUCUGGAAUUGAUGAACCUUUUCUCACCGCCACCCACUCUCGAAAGCAAAGACCCCGAAGGCUACCUUUGGGACGUUAAACUACGCUGUUACAGAGCCCCAGACGGUAAACUACCCCCCAUACUACCCGAGCGACUGAUAUGCUACAUCAUCGAUUCCCUAGCCAAAGCAUGCCAGAUUCUGCAUUUCGGGCAAGUUGACUACGAACUCAUGGCUCCAGGAGCGAAAAGAAUCACGCACCGUGACAUCAAACCCGACAACAUCUUCAUUUCCCCUUCUGCCACAAAAGCAGAAUUCCCAACAUUCGUUCUUGCAGACCUUGGACUCGCAUUCUACUCGCACGAGAGAGUCGAAGACGACGAUCUAAACUAUGGGGACCACGCUCCACCUGAUAAUCCCGACCAAUACACCUGGUCCAACGAGCGAUUCGACCACCGCUACGCGCCCGAGUUGUACGAGAAAACACAAGAGAAGAAUCCGUAUCCGAUAGGUGAAAAAACCGAUGUCUGGCAGAUCGGCGCCGUUCUCUUCUGGCUGCUAACCAACGGCUUCGAGGAUUCCAUCCACGGUCCCAAAGCAUUUUUAGGCCUCCUACCCAACUACAUCUCGCGACCGGAGCGUUGCCCGCCGAUAGAAGGGCACAUCAUCAAUGAUAGGUUUGACUAUGAAGCGCAUCCGAAGUUGUUGCGGUACGCGCCUGCACUUGUAAAACUUUGUGCCCGAUGUGUGAAUUGGGAUCCGCAUGAUCGGCCGUCGCUGCUGGACAUAAGAGAGGAAUUAACCCAGAUUUUGGAUGCGGAUCUGAACAUGAGUGUGGAUAGGGAUUAUGGGCCGUUGAUGCCGAGUGAGGAGAAGGAGUUUAUUAUUGGACAACACUAUCCGUAUUAUCCUCAGGGGGGUUUGUAG